ACAGAGUCCAUUCGUUUAUUAAACAGCCAAUACAUAUCUAACACCAAUUGGAUCUGCCUUUGUUUCAACUGGGUUUCGAGCGUUACAAUCACUACUACACUACUCUAAUUUCAAUUUCCAAAAUCUUUAAAAUAUUUUCAGUUGUCUCUCCUUUGCCAAAAAAAAAAAAAAAAAAAAAGAAAAAAGAAGAAGAAGAAGAAGCAAAAACAGGAGUGUUUUCAGUAGGUCUUGGAGGCUAUCGGUGCUGUAAUUCCUUUUCACAAAUGGUGAAGCGUAAAAGAGAGUCAUCACCGUCACCAUCUUCUUCUUCAACACGUCAGCCAAAAUACGAGGUAUUUCUUAGUUUUAGGGGUGAGGAUACCCGUACUAAUUUUACUGACCAUCUCUAUGUUGCUUUGAAACGAGAGGGGAUUAUUACUUUUAGGGAUGAAGAAGAACUCGAGAAAGGAGAACGUAUUUCUGAGCUCUUCAAAGCAAUUGAAGAAUCACAGUUUGCUAUCGUCAUUCUCUCAAGAAACUAUGCAUCUUCUACGUGGUGUUUGGAUGAGCUUAUCAAGAUUAUCAAAUGCAUGGAUGAAAUGGGACUGAAAGUUUUGCCAGUUUUUUACGAUGUGGGCCCAACUGUUGUACGAAAACAAACCGAAACUUUUGAACAAGCCUUUAUUGAUCACCAAAAACGCUUUGAGGAUAACAUAGAGAAGGUGGAAACAUGGAGAGAUACUUUAAAAAAAGUGGCUGAUAUCUCCGGUUGGGAUCUACAUCAACAAAAUAGGCAUGAGUCUGAAAUUAUCCAACACAUUGUGAAAGGAAUUACAGAGAAAUUAAGUCCUAAAUCCUCAAGCAUUAACAAAAAUUUGAUAGGAAUAAAAUCUAUGGUGGCAAAAUUGAUCCCUUCGUAUUUAGGUUUCGGGAAUGAUAUUUACAUGAUGGGUAUUUGUGGUAUGGGGGGUCUGGGAAAAACAACUCUUGCUACUGCUAUACAUGACAAGUAUUUAGAUCAUUUUGAAGGUUGUAGUAUUAUUGCCGAUGUUAGGGAAAGAUCGGGAAAAGGUGAAUUGCAUAAAUUACAAGAACAAUUGCUUAACUCAAUUUUGGGGGCAAGUAAUACAAUGAUCUACAAUGUUCUAGAAGGAGUUAAAAAUAUCAAGAGUAGUAGGUUACAUAAUAAAAAAAUUCUACUUGUCCUAGAUGAUGUUGAUGACAAGAACCAAUUAGAAAAUUUGGCUGGAGAGCCUACCUGGUUUGGAUUGGGUAGUUGGAUCAUUAUAACAACUAGAGAUGAACGUGUGUUGGUCCAACAUGGAGGGCUUAAAAUAUAUAAGCCUAAUGGAUUAGAUUAUGGUGAUGCCUCAACACUUUUUUGUUUGAAAGCCUUCAAAAAGGAGCAACCUGAAGAAGGUUAUAUGCAACUCUCCCAGAAAGUUGUAGAAUAUGCUAGUGGCCUUCCUUUAGCUCUUGUUACUUUGGGUUCCUUUUUGGUUGGAAGAGCAGCAGAAGAGUGGCAAAGUGCAUUGGACAGUCUUAAAAAUAUUAAAGGUGAUAUGUAUAAAAUACUUAAAAUAAGUUAUGAUGGACUAGACGAAAUGUGGAAGGAGAUAUUCUUAGAUAUUGUAUGUUUCUUUAGAGGGGAGAAGAAAGAUGAAGUAAUACAAAUAUUAGAGAAUUGUGGUUUUCAUGCAAGAAUUGGUGUAAGUGUUCUUGUGGAAAGAUCUCUCCUAACGGUGGAUUACGAAGGACGUUUUGGGAUGCAUGAUCUACUAUCAGAAAUGGGUCAAAAAAUUAUUCAUUUUGAAUCAGGUGGAAAGCUUGGAAAGCAAAGUCGGUUGUGGCUUGUUGAUGACUUGCUUCAUGUAUUGGAGAACGAUAUGGCAACAGAAGCAAUUCAAGCCAUAGUUGUCAGAAUCGAGGAAGAGGAUUUCAACUUUGAAGAAUUUUCUGAGGAGUUUUCAAAGAUGUCUAAUCUUAGAUUGUUGAUAAUCUUAGAUGUCUUAGGUCAUUUUAGACAAUCAGGCUAUCAUAAUGACCAAAGACAUCUUGCUCUUCCUAAUAACCUAAGACACCUUUCAUGGAGCCACUGUCCUUUUAAAUGUUUGGCAUCCAGUGACAAACGAAAGGCAUUUGUUCAACUUCACUUGCAUUGCAGCAAAUUUGAAUAUCUUUGGGAUGGAGUAAUGCGUUCAGUCAACUUAAAGUUCAUUGAUCUUAGUUGUUCCAAAAACCUUAUUAGGACAUCUGACUUGUCAGGUGCUCCAAGACUUGAGAGACUAAACCUUUUUAAAUGUGAUAGUUUGGUUGAGAUCCACCCAUCCAUUGGACAUCUCAGCGGGCUUAGGUAUUUAGAUCUACGAUACUGCAGUUCUCUUACCAAUCUUCCCACCAUGUCUGCUAAAAUGCAGUCCCUUACGGUUCUUGAUCUUUUUGCUUGCACAAAAUUCAGUUCGAUUCCGAAAUUUACUGGAAUUGUGAAAAGCCUAUCGGAACUCAAAUUGAGUUGGACUGCUAUUAAGAAAGUAGAGCCCUCAUCAAUCGAGUGUUUGACUGCCCUUACUUUAUUAGAUCUAAGUUACAGCGAUGUCGAAUUUCUUCCAAGCAACAUGGAUAAGUUGAGGUCUCUUGAAAAACUCAUUCUUUGCGGAUGCUCAAAACUAAAAUCGUUGCCAAGGCUUCCAUCAACUAUAAGAUAUAUAAAUGCUGAUUUUUGUUAUUCCCUAAAAUGGACACCAACACGGGCCAAACUGAGUAACUGGUCACAACCUCUUUCCCAGUGGUGUCCGUAUGAUGAGACUGGUAGUCAAGUGGAAUUUAGAAUAUUGUUCCAUUUCCUACAGGGACACCUUUGUCGUAAAACUUUUUAUGGAACUUCUUUCAAAAGGGAAGAGGAUGGAUCUAGAACUGAAUUUCAGAUAAUUGUUCCAUCAUGUUUAACUCAUACAGUGGGGAAUUCAAUAAUAAUAAAGUUGCCUUCAAAUUGGUAUAAUAGUAAAUGGAUCGGAUUCGCUCUCUUGGCAUCAGCAUUAGGUGUUAUAGGCUUGGAUUAUGGUAUUAGAGCUCGUGUGAUAUUCCUCGGUGAUAUGCCUCAGAAUCAUUGUGCCUCUGAACUUUUGACUACCUGGAUAUGUUGUGAGGUCAAUAUUUGCCUAUUGUAUUUGUCUCGUGAUGAUUGGUUUGCUACUGUUGGGAAUAAUGAGUGCAGUCAAAUUAAGGUUAUAUUUGAGACCGAAAAAACAACCAUGUAUGUGUGGGAAUGUGGGGUCAGUUUGAUAUAUGAGCAAGAUGUGGACGAGUUCAACCAAAAAAAUGCACAAUGUUUGAUUGAGAGCUUUGGGGAAAAAUCCAUCUGUAAAUUUACUGUUGGUGAUGAUGAUGGGGAUGAUAAUGAAGAUGAAGAUGAGGAUGAACAUUAUGAAUUUCUAUAAGGUAGAUGGUUUAGUCCUAUUACGGCAUCCCAUUUGUGAUAACAAUUUUGGUCUCUAGAAGAUGACGCUCAUGUCUUACUUAUACUUUGAUUGGCUACUAAAUAGUGAAGAUUUUCUUAGCUUGAAUUUCAAUUGAGGCUAUUGCUACCGGAUGUGCAUAAGCAUUUCUGUCAAUAUGAGUGCUUAUUUUUUAGUUGAAAAUCCUUGUAUGUUGUAUUGAAUUUGUAAAUGGUUUCGGUUAUAAUGAUUUGGAAAGGUAUUCAAGUGACAUAUCCUUGUAUCUUGUUUCAUAAUGACUGUAGAAUAUGGUAUUUUC
Molecule: messenger RNA, 3732 nt
Organism: Quercus lobata
Lineage: Eukaryota; Viridiplantae; Streptophyta; Magnoliopsida; Fagales; Fagaceae
Product: TMV resistance protein N-like
Exons: 9
Coding region: 264-3416 (1050 amino acids)
Biological process (GO): signal transduction; defense response
Molecular function (GO): ADP binding
Source: RefSeq, a predicted model, not a curated record